Messenger RNA from Rotaria socialis, 2364 nucleotides. Lineage: Eukaryota; Metazoa; Rotifera; Eurotatoria; Philodinida; Philodinidae. The record is from the annotation of a GenBank genome assembly.
AUGUUUUUCUUUCGUCCGUUUUUUGUUUCAGACAUGCAAGAACAAGAACGUUUUGAACGUUACACACCACAGUUUCCGUUACCAACCGAUAUAGCAAGCAUGUCUCGUCAAGAUACUGUUUGUCAAUUCUGUGGUGUUUCCUAUUUAAUACAUAAUGAAAUAAAAGCACUCGAGGCUAAAUGUCAAAAACUCGAAACUGAUUUAGCGUAUUAUGCUGGUAUGAGUUCACGCGAAGCUGCUCUAGAAAAAUUAUUACAAACUGAACGAACGCGAAUUUCUGAUCUCGAAUCUACUAUCUCCAUUAAUAAUCACAAAUUCAAUGAAAUGACAAGAAAAUAUCAACUAGCACAAGAUCAAUUACAACAAUCAAAAAUUGCUUAUCAAGAAAUCAAGUCAGCAUUUUCAAAGUGUUCAUUGAAUAUUCGAGCAACAUCUAAUCAAAUACAGAAUAUUCGAAGAGAAAAUUCGUAUGUGAAAGAUCUCUACGCAAAAGAAAUUCAAAAUUGGAAAACAUAUUUAGCAACUGUUGAUAAAACAUUGCAAAAAGAAAUACAAACAACUAUCGAUAAAUAUACAAAGCGAAUAAAUAAUUAUCGAAUAGAAAUUGAAGGAUAUCAACAACAAAUUAAUGAAACUAAUAAAUCUUCACGAGAUUUACAAACGAAAUAUCAACAAUUACAGAUAGAAUCAAGAGAAUCUCACACAAAAACACAGAAUGACUUAGAAGCUGGUCAAAAAGAAAUUCAAAUUCAUCAAAAUGAAAUAUCACGUUUACAUCAACAAGUAUCACAAAUCGAACAAACCCGACUACAAUUACAAAAUGAUUUAGAACAAACAAAACAACGAUGUCGACAAUUAGAACAACAAAUGUCAGAUAAAGAUGAGUCAAAAAAGAAUGUUGAUCUUCUGAUUGAUCAAUAUCGACAACAAUUAAUAAAUGAAAAAGAACUUCGAACAAAUGCAGACUCUGAAUUAGAAAACAUUCGAUCAAAACUGAUUAAACUGACAAAUGAAUAUGAACUAUUAAAUACAAGUAAGAAAGAAUUUGAAAUAAAUGAAUUAAAUACUCGACGAAAAAUGGAUGAAACUCAUCGAUCACGACAAGCUGUUCUUGAUCGUACCAGAGAUGAAUAUGAAAAACUAUUACGAAAAUAUGCUGAUCUUGAAGAAGUUUAUCAUGAACUUGUUACUAUUCGAGAAAAAGAUACUUCAGAAUUAGAAAUAAUUCGUCGUGAACUUGAACGUUUACAUAAUGAAAAUAUUGAAUUAACUAAACAACGAGAAACACUUGAUAUUACACAUGAUAUUCAAAUUAAAAAAAUUUACGAUAGUUAUGCUAAAAGAUUGCAUGAAGCUGAACAAUGGCCUGAUCGUCUACAAACAGAAUUGAAUCAUCAACGUGAACAACAUCGAAUACAAAUGAUUGACUUUGAACGUCAACUUAGAGAAAAUUUUGCUAUUGAAUUAGAUAUUGAAAAACAGAAAACAAGUGGUCUUCUUCGUAAAUACGAACAAGAUAGUGAUCAUUCAACGCAAAAGCUUCGGCAUGAAUUAAUUUCAACUGAAAAAGUAUCUAUUGAACAACGACAAUAUUAUGAGCAGCAAAUUGAACAACUUCAACGAGAUAAAAAUGAUUUAAAAAAAGAAUUGGAUACAUUGAGAAAUGCAUUAAAAGAAUUACAUGAACAAACUAAUAAUCAACGCGCGACGAACAAUGAUCGUAUAAAUGGUUUGCAAUUACAAGAAGAUUUACUGGCUAAAGAAACUAGUCUUUUUCAAGCACAAUCAACUAUAACUGAUUUGAAAAAAGAGUUAGAACAAGCACGAGAAGAGAUGACGACUUUACAAGAAACUGUACAUAAAGAAUGUACAGAACGUGAACAAUUAAAAGAUGCACUCAUCGAAGCACGUCAACAAUUAUUAGCGAUGAAAAAAAAUGGUGUUUUAAAUGGCAAAGCAAGUCGAUCUCUUCAUUCUCCACCUGUAGCUUUUGAAGAAAUUGAACGACGUGUUACUGGCCCUCUUCCACUGUCUCAUUCACACAGUCAACAAUAUUCAGCGUUAGCUCAUAAUCAAAAUUCAUCAUUCGUUCAAUCUGAACCAUCGGGACGUGAAAGUAGUUUACCUAGUGCUACUGCUGAUAUUAUGGCUCGACCAAUGUCUUCAUCUCAUACUGUACCAUAUCGUCAUAAAACUCUACCACCUAUUUAUCCACAACAACAACAACAGCAGCAGCAGCAGCAGCAGCAACAACAACAACAACAACAACAACGCCGAAAUGGAAGUGUUCCAUCAACAAAUAAAGCCGAACAGUUACUAGAAAAUCAAAGACGUAUUGCUCGCUUCAUUAAGCACAUUAAAUAA